Silurus meridionalis is the source of this 1470-nucleotide messenger RNA. Its product is annotated as deleted in malignant brain tumors 1 protein-like. The record is from RefSeq and is a predicted model, not a curated record. NCBI's taxonomy places the organism in Eukaryota, Metazoa, Chordata, Actinopteri, Siluriformes, Siluridae. Gene Ontology annotation, cellular component: membrane.
ACGCCUCAGAGACGGGAGGUGGAGCUCUGUUGAUCAGCGCUGAUGUUCUUUUGAUAUAUAUGGAGAAAGUGAAAGACGCCUCGUCUGAUUUGUUAUUGAGGCUGUGUGAUGAUUUCCUCUCGUCUUUCUAAUAAGGUAACAGUGAGUGUGAUUGGUGUCUCUCUCUCUCUCUCUGUAGGGGGCUGAGUGAGGGGACACACUUCUCUCAGUCUCUCUGGGCGAGUGGAGAUGAACACAUGGUGUAGAACGAGGAGGGAGAUGGAAAUGUGUCUGACUUUUCUUCUUCUCUCAUCCACACUCACACUCACAGCAGCUGACAGUGUGAGGUUGGUGGAUGGUGGAAGUCGCUGUGCUGGGAGAGUGGAGGUUCUUCAUGAAGGACAGUGGGGAACAGUGUGUGGUGAUGACUGGGAUAUGAAAGAAGCUGCAGUGGUGUGUAGAGAACUGCACUGUGGAGAAGCUGUAGAUGUACGUUAUGAAGCUCACUUUGGAGAAGGAUCAGGACCAAUCUGGAUGGAUGAUGUGGACUGUAGAGGAUCAGAGUCGACACUGAAGGACUGUAGAUCAGCAGAGUGGGGUGAAAGUGACUGUAAUCAUGGUGAAGAUGCUGGAGUCAACUGCUCAGAGACUGUGAGGUUGGUGGAUGGUGGAAGUCGCUGUGCUGGGAGAGUGGAGGUUCUUCAUGAAGGACAGUGGGGAACAGUGUGUAGUGAUGACUGGGAUAUGAGCGAUGCUGCAGUGGUGUGUAGAGAACUGCACUGUGGAGAAGCUGUAAAUGUGCAUUAUGAAGCUCACUUUGGAGAAGGAUCAGGACCAAUCUGGAUGGAUGAUGUGGACUGUAGUGGAUCAGAGUCGACACUGAAGGACUGUAGAUCACGUGGGUGGGAGAAACAUGACUGUAAUCAUGGUGAUGAUGCUGGAGUCACCUGCUCAGGUCACAGAAAGUCCAGACUCACUGCUGGUCCUCACCGAUGUUCUGGAAGAGUGGAGGUGCUUCAUGGAGGUUCCUGGUCCACAGUGUGUGAUGGUGACUUUGACCAGCAGGAUGCAGAGGUUGUGUGUCGAGAGCUGGACUGUGGGAUUCCUGUGAAGGUUCUGGGAUCAGCUGCUUUUGGUCGAGGAGGUCAGGUGUGGACAGAGGAGCUUCAGUGUAGAGGAAAUGAAUCUGAGAUUUACUUCUGUCCAUCAUCAUCUUCACUCAAACACUCAAACUGCUCCCAUCACAAUGAUGUGGGAUUAAUAUGUUCUGAGGCUCGGCUGGUGAACGGAUCAGACUCCUGUUCUGGUCGAGUGGAGCUCCAGUACCUCAGUGAGUGGGGCACAGUUUGUGCUGUAGGCUGGGAUAUGAGAGCUGCAGAUGUUCUCUGUGCACAGCUGGAUUGUGGGAGUGCUGUGGCUGUGGUGGAGGUGGACUGGUUUGUGGAGGGAGUGGCCACAUCUGGGCUGAUGUGUUUGAUUGUCAGGGAAUGA